AUGGAACAAUCACGAGAUAGAGCUGCUGGUGGAUCUAUUAACAGUCCUCCAUGGUUUGAUGGAGGAUGUGAAAAGUAUACUCAAUGGAAGAUAUACAUGAAAUCAUAUUUGUAUGCUCAAGAUGAACAUGUAUGGAAUAUUGUGGAAAAUUGCUGGAAGACACCUAUAGUUCCAGCUAAAGUCAUUGUGAUACUGCAAAGCAAGCUUGGGAUCUGCUGCAGACUACAUAUCAAGACAACAAAAAGUCUUGGUGCCCCUUUUGAUGAAGAUAAGGUUGUUAAGAAAAUUCUUAGGGCCUUGCCAGAGAAGUUUCAUUCUAAGGUCACUAGCAUUGAGGAUUCUUUUGAUAUUGAUGACUAUCCACUGGAUGAACUUAUUGGAAAUCUCAAAACGUAUGAACUAAGGCUAAAACCUGAAAAUAAAUCCAAAGGUGUAGCUUUCAAGGUCGUAAAAGGGACAGAAGAGGAGGCUAAACCACUUGACCUUGCUCUUCCGACUAAAGAAUUCAAAAAGUUCCUUAGAAACAAAUCUUCUUCUCAAAAUUUCAAUGCUCCCAAGAAAAACUUUGUCAGUAGUGGUAGCAGUGAUAACAAUGCUAAAAGUAGGAAAGGAAAUUUUAGAGGAAAUAAUUCUGGAAAAAUUAAAUGCUAUGAAUGUGGUGGCUAUGGCCAUAUUUCUACUGAUUGUGGUAACAAGAAGCAUGGAAGUAACAAUAACAAAUAUCUUCUCUCGACAUGGAGUGAUGAUGAAACUCAAGAGGCUGAAAAUGUAGCUUUCGUCUCAUCUUUCUCACUUGAUUCUGAAAGUGAUGAAGGAUUCUCAGAUGACGAGACCACUGUCCGUUGCAAACAACUCUAUAAAGCAUCAAAAUCCACAUUGGUAAAAAAUGCAAGCUUGGAAGAUGAAGUUGAGUUAUUAAAGGCUGAGAAAGACAAGUUGGAGCAUUCUCAGACUUGGAAGAAUGAAUGUGCUGAGCUCAAGAACAAAAUCAAGAUGCUUGAACUUGAGGAAGAACUGAAGUCCACUCAAGAGAAGUUCACAAAGUUUGAGAUAAGUUCUGGAACUGCGUCAAAGUUAUUUAGUUCAGGAAAAGCCCAUCAUGAUACAUUUGGACUUGGAUAUUCGGGAGAAAGUUCCAAAAGUACACGCUCUGUGAGAGAAAUGAAUCCAGUAGUGGGGCAAGGUGAUUCAGUCACUAAGGUCAUAAAGGACACUACCACAAGACCCAGGACAAAAGUUGACAAGGAACCGAAACCUCUUCAGAAUGUCACUCAGGCAAACAUGCACACUGUGAAUAAACCUGUCUGGAUUAGAAAUGAAUUGAACAAUUGCUCUUAUAAUCACAUUGAUUCAUCUGACUCCAUUAAUGCUAAUUGUCUUAUGGCAUGUGUAAGUACAGAUAUUACUUCAUCACAUAUUGAUGCAACUUGCCUGGUAGCACUGACUGCCUUGCCAGACAAGCGAAAGGAUUUCUGGUAUAUGGACAGUGGUUGCUCCAGACACAUGACUGGUGACACGUCUUGGUUUUCUUCAUUUCAAGAUGAAUGCACCACGGGCUCAGUUACUUUCGGUGAUGGGAGGAAAGCUAAAAUUCUUGCACAAGAUCCUGUCAAUACUCCAGGAAUUCCUAAUCUCCAAAAUGUCUUGUAUGUUGAAGGUUUAACUGCUAAUCUAAUAAGUGUCAGUCACUUGGCUGAUGAUUAUGAGGAUGUUUGGUUCAAAAAGCAAAGAUGUCUGGCUUACUUCUUUGUACGAUCUGCUGAAGAGACCUUUGAAACAUGGCACAGAAGAUUGGGACAUGUGAACUAUCAGGAUCUGCUCAAACUAUCCACCAAACAAUGUGUCAGGGGUCUACCAAGUCUGAGUGUGUUGGAACUGCUGCAUAUGGAUCUUAUGGGACCAGCUCAAAUAGAGAGCAUUGGAGGUAAGAAUUACAUGAUAGUUGUAGUCGAUGAUUUUUCCAAGUAUACUUGGGUUAAUUUUCUAAGAGACAAAGCUGAAACAUUUGAAUCCUUCAAAGGAUUAGGUCAGAGAAUGUUAAUUGAAAAACAAUCCACAAAUAUGUGCUUGAUAAGAGUAAGGUCCGAUAAUGGCACUGAAUUCAAAAAUGUUGCUUUUGCUAACUACUUUCAUGAGUUAGGUGUUUCUCAUGAGUUUUCAGCUCCUAUCACUCCACAGAAGAAUGGAAUAGUUGAACGCAAGAAUAGAGUACUGCUGGACAUGGCACGAGUCAUGAUACAUUCUGCAGGUAUAAGCACAAAUUUCUGGGCUGAAGCAAUUAGCACUGCAUGUUACGCUAUCAACAGAGUCUUCUUGAGACCUGGUACUGAACAAACAGCUUAUGAGCUGUGGAAGGGUAAGAAACCUAACAUAGGGCAUUUUUCGUGUUUUCGGAAGUCCAUGCUAUAUCUUGUGCGAUCGAGAGCAACUAGACAGGCGGAUAUUGAUGUAGAUACAUCUUCUCCUUCAAGCUCAGUCCCACAAGACACGUCGAAAACUAAUGAACAGGAUGAACAUGUUGACAGCAUCUUUAAGCCAGCUCCUGUAAUAAGAAGAGGGUUCAAACAAGUCCAGAAGGAUCAUUCCAGUCAAGAUGUCAUUGGAAAAUUGUCAGAUGGUCUCAAAACUAGAAGCCAAGCAGCUACACAGGUGAGUCUGAAUGAGGUUGAAGGUCUUGAUUUUGAUGAAACUUUUGCUCAUGUUGCUAGAUUAGAAUCUGUGAGACUACUUCUGGCGGUGGCCUGCCGUCUAAGAUUCAAAUUGUUUCAAAUGGAAGUCAAAACUACCUUCCUGAAUGGGAUACUGCAGGAAGAAGUUUAUGUGGAACAACCUCAAGGUUUUAAAGAUCCACAUAAUCUGGACCAUAUCUACAGACUCAAGAAAGCUCUGUAUGGGCUGAAGUAG
Messenger RNA from Rosa rugosa (rugosa rose), 2904 nucleotides. RefSeq lists its product as uncharacterized. The coding region runs from base 1 to 2904 and encodes 967 amino acids. The transcript is spliced from 10 exons. NCBI's taxonomy places the organism in Eukaryota, Viridiplantae, Streptophyta, Magnoliopsida, Rosales, Rosaceae. Gene Ontology annotation, biological process: DNA integration. Gene Ontology annotation, molecular function: nucleic acid binding; zinc ion binding. The record is from RefSeq and is a predicted model, not a curated record.